GAGAGGAGCCAGAUGAGGUGCCUCGGGCAUCUAGUCCCCAGCCUGGGGAGGUGUCGAGGGCACGUCCGACCAGGAGGAGGCCCUGGGGAAGACCUAGGACAUGUUGGAGAGACUCUGUCUCUCAACUGGCCUGGGAACGUCUCAAGAUCCACCUGGAAGAGCUGGGAGAGGGAAGCCUGGCCUUCUCGUCGUAGGCUGCUGCUCUUUGACCUGGACUCAGGUAUGACAGCAUCAUGGCGACGGAGGCUAAGCGAAGCAGUUUUGAGGGCAACAAGGUGGAAAGUUUUCAGUUGUACCUGCAACACUCAGGCGAGCACGAAUACGUCCUCCAGUUUCUCAUGAAGUACUUGCCAGCAGAAUUCAAAAGAAUUGGAGCAGACAAAAGUGGCCUGGCUGUUCUCGGUGUAGGAAGUGGUGGAGGUGAAGUGGAUGUCCAGAUGCUGUCUCUCAUGCGGUCCACUUUCUCCACUCUUCCCAUCAGUGCUGACAUCGUGGAAGGAAGCACCGAACUGGUUGCCAAAUUCAAAGGAUUGGUAACGAAGACUGAUAACCUUCGGAAGAUUCCAUUCACUUGGGAUAUGAUGCCAAGUGAGGAGUAUAUGCAGAAAACCAAGGGAAGAGGAGACGUGAAGACAUUUGACUUCAUACACAUGAUUCAGAUGCUGUACUAUGUGGACGACCUGACAAAAACAAUCAAAUUCUACCACAGCCUUCUGAAAAACAAUGGCAUGCUCAUGAUCAUCAUAGAAAGCGCAAAUUCUGGCUGGGACACGCUGUGGAGGACUUUCCCAAAAGAGCUGUACAAUGAGACGGCCUUCGUGUUUCGUUCCUCUUCAGACGUCUUGGCCUCCCUGAAGAGUCUGGGUCUGAAAUACGAGGAACGUUUCAUCCCCUACAGCUAUGACGUUACUGAGUGCUUCGAUCCAAACAGCAAGACUGGACAACAUCUGAUUAGUUUCAUGACAGGCAGAGAGAAUUUCUACCAGUCGUUCACACCUCAAGUAAGAGCUGACAUACUAAACCUUCUCAGGAGCAAGUGUAGUACAGAAAAGGAGGGCAAGGUCUUUUUCAACAGUGAAAUGAGCUGUGUAUUUGUUUACACUUGAAUAGGUCUGUCACGAUAACAAAUUUUGUUGGACGAUAAUUGUGCAAAUCAUUGUUGAUAAUCGAUAUUAUUGACAGCUUUUUUUGAGACAAUUUUUUCAUUGAUUAUAUGGCAUAAAAAUGUGAGUAGGAUGGGCAGCAUAGAUGGAUGGAUGGAUGGAGUAAUUUGAGUACAUCAUAUCAAAAGCAAUAAAAUGUAAUUUCUCAAGAGUAAAAUUCAUAUAAAAGCCAAUAAAAUAUAAAAUUUGGUGUGCAAAAUAAUUUCGGGGUGUGACUAAUCAUUUGACGUGGUUAUAUAUCAGUUGAUGGUUUGAUUUAGAAUAUAUUGCUUUUUUAAUUGUUAACAAACUCUCUUCAACACAAUUAUGAUUGAUUGACAGUCCCAAGUAUAAAAAAACAGCGAUUAGAGCGACACUUUCCGUGCGAGCUACCCACACCAUGAGAGAACAGGCCAGGCACAGUGAGGGGGAGCUACCGCUGUUGCUACGGAGCCGAAUAUUUAACUGCCAGUGUGAAAUUAACAGCGAUGGAGACGGAUAGCCAAUGUCCAACGUGAAACUAACUUCACCACGGUGCAGAGUGAACCCUCAUCCAGCCUGUGCGGUAAUGAGAGAGGAGAGAGAGGAAAACAAACAUGCAUCCAUAUGUCAAUUUAUCGAGGCCGGCAAAAUUAUCGUUUUUGUUUUUUUUUUUUAAACGUUCAAUUUAUCGAUUUAUCGAUUUAUCGAUUAUCGUGACAGGCCUACACUUCAACAUUGUUGAACAUUGGGUAAUUGUUAACAUUCAUCAACUAUUGCAUACUUAACCAUGUGCGUAAAUGUGUUUUCCUGGGUUUUAAUCUUCUUCCUCAUGGACAUAUCGCCUCUGAACCACCGCUACUGCGAUUAGACCGCCUCAUGUAUACCUACGCCUACCAGUUAACGGAGGGCAGCUUAAAAAAAAAGACAAAAAGGCUUCGCUUUUUCAGUAACAUACCAUUCCUAAUUGCCAUACCAGUGUAAAAAGAAAGAAACAAGUUACCAUAGCAUAGCUAUUUGACAAUACAGUCACAUUUUAACAGCAACAUCAUGCAAGGUUAACCUAUUUGCUGAAGAAAAUAGGCUUAAUUUUAAGGUGUGUAGCGAAGCCUUUUAAAAAAAAUGUACUUUUAAAUACAGUAGUUAUCCUCUGUGAAGUGAUGGACAGACAGCAUAUGUAACAGGUGCCAGCCACGUUGGUAAAACUCACUCACUGACAUCUUAACUGUUGUGCUGGACAUUGAGUUGACAGCUCGGACUUUUAGCUCGACGGUUCAACAUUUUGACAUUGUACUGUUAAACCUUGCGCUGAUUGUUGAAAUGUUCAAGAAAAUAAAUCUGUUUUUGGAUGCUCUUACUUGUGCCUUUUUUU
Dunckerocampus dactyliophorus (ringed pipefish) is the source of this 2493-nucleotide messenger RNA. RefSeq names its product histamine N-methyltransferase-like. Bases 234 to 1106 code for a protein of 290 amino acids. Gene Ontology annotation, molecular function: N-methyltransferase activity. The transcript has 7 exons. NCBI's taxonomy places the organism in Eukaryota, Metazoa, Chordata, Actinopteri, Syngnathiformes, Syngnathidae. The record is from RefSeq and is a predicted model, not a curated record.